AAACAAAAUUCAAGCGAGGACACCCCAGUCGCUUCUGACAAACUUCAACCAAAAUUCAGCGAGGACAUCCCAGUCGCUUGUUCUCACAAACUCAAAACAAAAUUCGAGCGAGGACACCCGAGUCGCUUUUCAGAAACUCAAAACAAAUUUGAGCGAGGACACCCAAGUCGCUUCUCACAAACUUCAAACAAAUUAAUGCGACCCUAGCCGCUUCCGGCAAACUCAAAACAAUGCUCAAGCGAGGACACCCCAGUCGCUCAGUUCUGUAA
Porites evermanni is the source of this 269-nucleotide messenger RNA. Lineage: Eukaryota; Metazoa; Cnidaria; Anthozoa; Scleractinia; Poritidae. The record is from the annotation of a GenBank genome assembly.